AUGCGCCCGCCCGGCCCGGGGCAGAGAAAUGAGCCAUUGUCCCCGCGCAGUGCCAGCCCCGCCAGCCACCGCCACGGACCCGGCCGGCACGGGCUGCCUGUGGGACACAGCGGCUGUGCCAUGGCCAGGCUGGUGGGGCCAGCAGCGAUCCUGGUCCUCCUCUGCCUGGCCGUGGGUCUGGAGGCCAGCCCGGAGCUCUCCGGGUACCUGCGCAAGGUGCUGAGGAACCACACUGCCCACACCUGCGAUGGAGAGCAGCUCCUCAUCGUCUGCCCUCGCAAAACCACCAUCAGCAUCCUCGGUGCCUUCUACGGGCGCCGCGUGCCCAGCACCAACCUCUGCCCCAGCCCUGGCAACGCCUCCCAGGAGAGCACGGAGUGCACCUCGGGCACCGCCCACCUGAAGCUGCUGGCUGAGUGCCAGGACAAGCAGUGGUGCCAGUUCUCAGUGCACAGCCAAGUCUUUGGGCCAGACCCGUGCCCCGGGACGCACAAGUACCUCAUCACUUCCUACAAGUGCCGGCCAGGGAACCAUCGGAUCAAGACCGUGUGUGAGAAUGACAAGCUUAGGCUGCAGUGCCGACCAAAAUCCAUCCUGGCCAUUUAUUCUGCAAAUUAUGGACGAUUCCUGCGGGGCAAACCGGAGUGUGAUGCCCUGAACACUGGGGGACCCCAUAUAGAGUGCUUGGCUCCAGACGCCCUGCGCAGGGUGUUCAAGAAGUGCCACCGCAAGGGGAACUGCACCGUGGCUGCUGACGAGGCCACCUUUGGGGACCCGUGCCUCCCUGGCAUGAAGAAGCAGCUGCGAGUCUCUUACACCUGUGUGCCCAAGCAGCUGCUGGAGGAGGUGGGCCCUGACACCUCAGACCCCUUCCUGCUCUCGGAUUACAUGCACGGUGGCUGGUACAAAGGGCCCAGGUUCUCCAGGCUCCGGGAAGACCGCAUGAUUUUUACUAGCUCUCUGGCAGCUUUUGCCCACCUUUGGGGUGUCCCAGAGAAAGUCGGCCUCUACUUUCUUUGCGGGGUCUCAGGAGGCCUCAUGCUGCUGCUGUGUAUCAUCAGCCCCAAAACAGCCUUCCUGCAGGAGGUGGGGGAGGCUCUCAAAGACCCAGAGCUGGGGAGCAGCUCAGAGCUGGGCAGGACCAAGCUGAGGGAUGAGCAGGAUGAAGACCUUCCUGACGACAGCUCCUCAGACUCCUCCUUCCGCCGCCUCACCCGCACCUACCGGGCCACCGACAGCAUCUUCAGCCCUGAGCUGACAGCAGCCAUGGAGGGAGCGGUGGAUCACCAGGGCUACGGCGGGGAUGAGAUCUGGAUGCCCAAGGAGUCCAGUCCAUAUGCCAUCCAUAAGAUCAAAUCAGCCACCAAAUAAGGACUGGAAGAAAAUGGGUGGGGAGCAGCAGGGGGUGCAGGCUCAGCAGCGGGACCUGACAUCAGAGACAUAAGUUUGGGCUCUUUGGGGUGACUGCGCACCCCGAGCCGCAGCAGGGUCACGGCAGCUCCAGUGUGUCCAUCAACCCACUACUCCACCAGCCUGGAAACCUCUAACCUGGGGGUGAGAUGCGGUCCCUGGUUGUGAUGAGGGGCUGUGGGAUGGCUCCUUUGCCACGCCGCUAACCCUAAGCUAACCUCCCCAUUCUUGGCUCGCAUCAUGUGGCUCUAGUGUUUAACCCUGCUCAGCCGAGCCCACCUUCAGCCCUCUGAGGGUGUUUGCUCCCAUUUCUCCUUGGGUGCUGGCUUCCACCCCUGGUGCUGCCAACACAUCCUGCACUCAGGGAGUGUGCUGGUGACAGAGAGGCAGGAAUGGCCAGGACACGGUGGGGAUGCAGGUGGAGCAGGUGGGCAAGCACAGGGGGCAUCACCCAGCACAGCUCCACCAAGGUGCAUGCCAUGCAGCCCUGGUGCCCCGGGGGAGUUGCUCCCUGGGCUGGAGCAGCUCAGCACAGCACUGGCUCUCACCUCCCUGAGGGCAUUCAGGGACUCUGUCACCCUGCCUUGCUCCGUGCUUUCCUUUGUGCUUUCCCCACUGUCAGGAAAGCCCCGGGCACAACUUGCUGGGGCUUUUUCCAGUAAAUAAA
Neopelma chrysocephalum (saffron-crested tyrant-manakin) is the source of this 2077-nucleotide messenger RNA. RefSeq names its product protein eva-1 homolog C-like. NCBI's taxonomy places the organism in Eukaryota, Metazoa, Chordata, Aves, Passeriformes, Pipridae. Bases 1 to 1371 code for a protein of 456 amino acids. The transcript has 8 exons. The record is from RefSeq and is a predicted model, not a curated record. Gene Ontology annotation, molecular function: carbohydrate binding.